Molecule: messenger RNA, 372 nt
Organism: Protopolystoma xenopodis
Lineage: Eukaryota; Metazoa; Platyhelminthes; Monogenea; Polystomatidea; Polystomatidae
Source: the annotation of a GenBank genome assembly
AUGGGCUCGUGUGAAUGCGAGGCGUUCCAGCUCGGACGGGAACAAUGCUGCCGAUUGGCUGAGAGCAAAAUCGAUGCCAUUCCUCCCAUCGCACAUGCACCAAUCCUGUCAGCUGCAGGAUUGUCGCCGAUUCGGCUUACUUUUGCAUGCAAAUGGCUGCACACAGGCCACAGAUGGACUCUUGCAGCCGAUCGAUGUAGCGCAUUUUGGUUUAGCCUCCGGACUUUUCCCAAUCCACAGCCUCACUCACUCACUCACGCCCUCUUUGCAAACAGUCGCCGUCACCUUCCACUCGUCUCUCCCACUCGGCCUCUCCACUCCAGCUGGCCACACUCACAUUUCAACAAUGUCGCUUUCCCUACUCGCUGCUAG